CUCUCUUGCUUAGUCUCUCUUACGCACACAUCAUACUGCAAUGACUCACUGAGAUUUAACUUCUGCUUUUCUGCCGCGGCGGACCUAUCGGAGCGUCCCAUGGAUGACUCCGUGCCUUUCUCAGUCCUCAAUGAGAGGAUGAAACCUCACUUCACUGCCAUGGAUAGACUUUGCUCCUCUUUGAACACGCUGCAGGACAGACAGCGGGGAUCACUCAGAAGCACCUCUUCAACUGUUCAACCCACAGUCCUGCCCCCAACAUCAGAACCUGAACCAGAUCCGGAGUCGCUGGACUGUGGAACCACUGUGGACCCAGAAGAACCAGGAGACAAACAAGAGCGGGCGGAUUCGAACUCUGAUGGGCUGUUGUCUCUGACUGUAGAAGAAGAGGAUGUUGCUGAUCAGGUGUCCAUUGACAACCUGGUUCCUAUUUUGACCUUAGAAGACAUGAAUCUUUUUGGUCACGAGGAGUUGGCUGUGGUUCUGGAGAGCAUCGUUCCCUCUCCGUCCGAGGAGGAGGGCGACGCUCCGGGUGGCCCGACACCGGCAGGGACACAGGACACUUCAGAAGCGCAAACCUUGAAUAAAGACAGUGGGAGCCCGUCACAGAGGAAUUACGUCGACACCACCCUGCCGGACCUGAUCAGGAGUGGAAGACCGCUUGGCAGACGCAGGACUCUUGGACCUGUCUCAGACACAUUAAAGGAGGUGCGCAGAGAGGUGGAGCUGUCUCGGAGGCGCAGUCUUAAGCUUAAGGCCCAGGUGGACAAACUGCAGGAGAGCAGAGAUGGACCAGGAUGGAGCAAACACAGAGAGAGGGUCACAGAGGAGGUCCUCUCCAUUCUGAGGCUGCUGUACCCUCUGACAGAACCAAAGUCUAGUCCAGCGGAGCCCACCGGUCAGGAGAACUGUCUAGACGCCGCUCUGAACCAGCUGCAGGGUGUUGCCCGCAAGCUGGCCAUCAGCCACACCAAACAGGCGUGUAAGUCUGGAGCAGCAAAGGAGAAUGGAAGGGAGGACAGUGCUAUUCUACAGCAAGCGUUAAGGGACAGGGACGAGGCCAUAGAAAAAAAGAAGGCAAUGGAGGCUGAACUCCUGCGCAGUAAGACUGAGAUGAUGACUCUAAACAACCAGCUGCUGGAGGCCGUACAGAAACGGCUGGAGCUCUCUCUGGAGCUCGAGGCCUGGAAGGAGGAUGUUCAGCUAAUCCUCAACCAGCAGCUGCUGAGCCAGCAGCAGGCCGAGCAGGCCGAGCAGGCCCAGAGGAAGCCCUCUCGUCUGGGUCUAAUGAGGAGGACCAACAGAGCCCCCAUCCAGAGGCCCAUCUCCUUCUCGCUCCCCGCCACCCCUUCAAACGGCUCAAAUCACGUCUUUCCUCCCAGAUCCUUGUCAUCUUCAAAUUCCACGUGUCCGAGAGCCACUGCCGCCCCGGCUCCCAGCAUACCUCCUGCCAGCCCUCAGCGCACCUGGAGAGACAGGUUAAGGAGGGGCAAGAACAGGGCAGGAGACCAGGAUGCAUCCGGGCAAGAACUGCAGGCAUCGGUGCGUGGCACGGACGAUGGCUUCCAGGUUGUGUCGCUUGACUGAAAUAGUGAUGUGUGGCACAAAGUAAGUCCAAAUGGACGUACAGCUGUCAUAGCUUACUACAUUAUGUAGCCACAGGAAGAAAAGAUUGUUUUCUCUGUGAAUGGUGUUUGCUUGUGAUUUUAUGAGGUUGAGAUUGAGUCUGAUAAUGGUGUAGUUCUGCUGUUGUUAAAACUUGAUAUAGACAACUCCCUUGAUGCACUUAUUUUCUGUGUUCUGCAAUGUGCCAGAACUGAUUAAAGGUAAUUCUGUACUCAAACUGGAAAAAAAAAAUCCAUCAAAUGGCUUUCUGAAUCAGAGCCAUUUAUUUUCAUCAGUGUCACAAAGUCAAAAGCAUUGGUUGCACUUUGCUGUUAAGGAGACUCGCUAUAAGAGGGAUCAACACUCAGUUGUAAAUAAAGUUUUAUUGUUUAUACUUUAUUAUGUAUCAGUAAUACAGUUUGUAUAUUUUCAAUAUUCAAUUUAUAUCUAAAUAUUUCACUCAUAUAUGCAUCUUGCACACACGUUUAAAGAUAGAAAUGCCCUCAUGUAGAAUGGAUGACUCAAAAGCAUAUAUAGCACUGAAACAACAUGACAAACUCACACACGAGGUCAAACGAGGAAAAGGCAUGCUCAUAUUAAACAACACACACUCCCGAUUAGAUUGUUACGGUCUCCAUAGAACAUUUCAGCGCCACAAAAAAAGGUCCACUUUUGUUUUAUCAAGUCAAAUGUUAGCUUCUGACACAUUCUUGUCCAACAGCCUGGUGACAGAUGAUGCAGAGCCAGCAUCCAGCUGCUUCAGUAAACCAGCCCCAACCCCCUUCUACGUCCUUUUAAAUGUGUAACAACAAACCUGACCAUGUUGGCAGAGGUUUAAAUGGAAAAGGGGGGGGUUGCUUGACAAAUCUAAUGUAGAAUCACACAUAAAAUAGGGCUGAGUUUCUCUCAGAUCAUAAUUGAUUCCACAUCUUCCGGAACGAGGAGUACCUGGCUGCAGCCUGCAGAAC
This is a messenger RNA of Lampris incognitus (smalleye Pacific opah), 2573 nucleotides long. RefSeq names its product bicaudal-D-related protein 2-like (gene bicdl2l). Gene Ontology annotation, biological process: Golgi to secretory granule transport; vesicle transport along microtubule. Bases 100 to 1587 code for a protein of 495 amino acids. The record is from RefSeq and is a predicted model, not a curated record. The transcript is spliced from 6 exons. Lineage: Eukaryota; Metazoa; Chordata; Actinopteri; Lampriformes; Lampridae.